AGUUGGUUGUAAAUCAGAUUGAAUCUGGAGGAUGUUUGGCUCCUCGAACUGCCAUGUUCUCAGUAAAAUCCUUGUUCUUCCAUUCGGUUUUCCCUUCCGAUUCUCCAUUCUCUCUUUCAAUUCUCAAUUCUCUCUUAGUUUUUAGCAGAUCAAUUAGACUGUUACACAUGGCGUCAUUGACAAGAGAACUCCGAGCUUCGCGUUGUCAAUGCCAACUACCUCCACCUUUCCAUAAAUAUUCAGGCUCGCUCGACAGCCUAGAUGAUCUUGUUCAACGGCUUCACAGAUGAAGAGGGGAGGAUAGUCGAGAAAGGGCCAAACAAAAAUUGGAAUAGGCGGAGGUAAUAUUUUCUGACUUGGUCAAUCGUUCCUUUCUUUGGAUCAAACAAGCUUACUCUUUCGAUGGACCAACCAAGCUUAAGCUUAAGCAAGCUUUCCAAAGCUCUGUUCAAGAACACCAACAAUCCCAAGCUGGCAUGGCACCUCUUCAAGCGCAUUUUUCUCUCCUCACCUACCUCCUCGUCCUCUCACCACUGUCUUCGAUUGAUGCCCGUCAUCGCUCGUAUCCUUAUUCAUGCGCAAAUGCACUGCGAAAUCGAUAACCUUCCCGAGCUCCUCUUCUCCUCGCAGCCCAUCGAAACUUCUCACCCUUGUCUCGUUUCCCUCGUCCAAAUCUUGGCCAAGUCGGGUCUCGUCGAUGAGGCCGUUUCCCAGUUCAAGUCCAUUCGAACCAGGUUCCCGGAAAAGGUUCCUUCGGUAUUUUUGUACAAUUUGCUUCUUGAGUCCUCCUUAAGGGGAGACCGUGUAGAUUUUGUGACAUGGUUGUAUAGGGAUAUGAUUGUUGCCGGGAUUAGCCCAGAAACUUAUACUUUUAAUCUUUUGAUACGUGCAUUGUGUGAUUCGGGUCGUUUGGAGGAGGCCCGGGAGGUGUUUGAUAGAAUGUCUGAAAAGGGUUGUCCACCAAAUGAGUUCAGUGUUGGUAUUUUGGUUCGUGGGUAUUGUAGAGCUAGGCUUGCUAUCCAAGGCUUGGAGCUUUUAAAUGAGAUGAGGGGUUCUAGUGUCUUGCCCAACAGGGUUGUGUACAAUACUUUGAUAUCUAGCUUUUGUAGAGAAGGUAGGACUGAUGAAGCUGAGAGAUUGGUAGAGAAAAUGAGAGAGGAUGGUCUGUUUCCAGAUGUUGUUACUUUCAAUUCUAGGAUAUCGGCACUUUGUAGGGCGGGGAAAAUACUAGAGGCUUCUAGAAUUUUUAGAGAUAUGCAAAUUGACGAAGAAUUAGGGUUGCCUCGGCCAAACAUCAUAACGUAUAAUUUAAUGCUAGCAGGGUUUUGCAAGGAAGGAAUGUGGGAGGAAGCAAAGACCUUGUUUGAGUCUAUGCAAAAAGUUGGUGAUUUUGUAAGUUUGGAGAGUUAUAAUAUAUGGUUGUUGGGUUUGGUCAGGACUGGGAAGCUCUUAGAGGUACGGUCGAUUCUGAAAGAAAUGGUAGAUAAAGGCAUUGAACCAAAUAUUUACUCUUACAACAUCGUGAUGGAUGGGCUAUGCAAAAAUGGGAUGCUCUCUGAUGCAAGAAUGGUUAUGGGCUUAAUGGUAAGUAGUGGGAUUCCCCCGGAUGCAGUAACUUAUAGUACUUUACUACAUGGGUACUGUAGUAAGAGGAAGACAUCUGAGGCCAAUAAUAUUCUCCAUGAGAUGAUCAAUAGGGGUUGUUUCCCAAAUACCUAUACUUGCAACAUUUUGCUGCACAGCCUAUGGAAAGAGGGGAGAACAUCAGAAGCAGAGGACAUGCUGAAAAAGAUGAACGAAAGACAUUAUGGCUUAGAUACUGUGACAUGCAAUAUUGUGAUUGAUGGUCUAUGUAAUAGUGGGAAAUUGGACAAAGCAAUUGAAAUUGUGAAUGGGAUGUGGACUCAUGGAAGUGCUGCUCUUGGUAACCUAGGGAACUCAUUUAUAGGCCUAGUUGAUGAUAGUAAUAAAUGGAAGAGAUGCAUGCCUGAUUUGGUCACCUACUCAACAAUAAUUGGUGAGUUAUGCAAGGCUGGGAGGCUUGAUGAAGCUAAACAGAAGUUCACUGAGAUGGUGAGGAAAAACUUGCUUCCAGAUUCUGUGAUUUAUGAUACUUUUAUAUAUACUUUCUGUAAACGAGGAAAGCUAUCAUCUGCAUUUCGAGUUCUCAAGGACAUGGAGAUAAAAGGUUGCAACAAGAGCCUUCAAACUUAUAACUCAUUGAUUUUGGGCUUAGGGAGUAAAAAUGAAAUAUUUGAAAUAUAUGGGCUGAUGGAUGAGAUGAGAGAAAGAAGAAUUUCUCCAAAUGUUUGCACAUAUAACAACAUAAUUAGCUGUCUUUGUGAUGGAGGAAAAGUGAAAGAUGCCACCUCUCUUUUAGAUGAAAUGAUGCAAAAGGGCAUAUCCCCUGAUAUAUCUUCCUUCAGAAUAUUAAUCAAAGCUUUCUGCAAGGUGUGUGAUUUUGAAGUUGCAAUGGAGAUAUUUCAGAUUGCUCUGAGUAUAUGUGGCCACAAGGAAGCCUUAUAUAGUUUGAUGUUCAAUGAGUUACUUGCUAGAGGUGAAGUUUCCGUAGCUAAAGAUCUGUUCCAAGCGGCAUUGGAUAGGACUUUUGAUGUGGGGAACUUCCGGUACAAAGAUCUUAUUGAUGGACUCUGCAAGGAUAAAAAGUUAGAUGAUGCUAGUGGGAUUCUUCAUAAAAUGAUCGAUAUAGGAUAUGGAUUUGAUCCUGCAUCGUUCAUGCCAGUGAUUGAUGGCUUGGGUAAAAGGGGAAACAAGCAUGAGGCUGAUGAACUUGCAGAGAGGAUGAUGGAAAUGGCUUCAAAAGGUAGGGUUGAGAAUAAGGUUUAUCGAAAUCAGAGGGAGAUAAUCCAAGGAAAACCAAACAAGUAUAGGAGAAUUGAUUGGCAGACCAUACUUCACAGAGAUGAUGGCAGUGGAAUUGUACUGAAAGCUCUUAAGCGGGUACAAAGAGGCUUGGAUCAGGGUAGUAUAUCAAGUUUGCAACCCCAUAAAAUUGAAGUUCUCGAUUAUUGGGAUGGUGGUGGUUAAAUUCAUUAACUCUUUGGGGUCAAUGCUCAAGAUUUAAAGAGAUUAUAGGAAAGCAGAAUGUCAAAAUUGAUCUUUCUAUAAGAUCCUUGCUUGCAAAGAGGUAGUGUACUUCUCCUGAAAAAGUAUUCGGCCGAUCAAGACUUCAUUGAAAGUAGCUUUCUUCGCUUGGACGGCAGCAUUAGGGAAGAUCCUUACCAUGGACAACCUCAAAAACAGGCGUGUUAUUGUGAUUGAUAGAUGUUGUAUAUGCAAAACAAAUAGGGAGUCUGUGGAUCAUUUUCUUCUCCAUUGUGAGGUUGCACACACUCUAUGGGAUGCUAUCUUUAGUUGCUUUAGUCUGUCUUGGAUUAUGCCUCUUUGGGUGGUAGAUUUAUUCGUUUGCUGGUGAACGGGUGGUCACUCUCGGAAUACUGUUGUAUGGAAGAUGGUUCAUUUUUGUCUUUUAUGGUGCUUGUGGAGGGAACGUAAUGAUAGACAGUUCGAGGACAAAGAAAGGACGACUGAGGAGCUUAUUACUUUUUUCUUCUUUUUUUUGUACUCUUGAACUGCUAUAUUCCUAGCUCCUUUAGUGAUUUUCUUGUUCUUUUUUCUUCUCCUUCUUAGCCGCUUUUCUUGUAUAUUCCCUGUGUACUUAAUUAUGCUUUGUGUUUUUUAAUGAUAUCUUUCUUACUUAAAAAAAUAAAAUAAAUAAAUAAUUGAAGUUGUUAGAAGAA
Alnus glutinosa is the source of this 3761-nucleotide messenger RNA. RefSeq names its product pentatricopeptide repeat-containing protein At2g17140-like. The transcript is spliced from 2 exons. Lineage: Eukaryota; Viridiplantae; Streptophyta; Magnoliopsida; Fagales; Betulaceae. Bases 403 to 3048 code for a protein of 881 amino acids. The record is from RefSeq and is a predicted model, not a curated record. Gene Ontology annotation, molecular function: protein binding.